ACUUUACACUGCAUUUUGUGCCUCCACUUUCGUCUCUUCACUGUCGCACAUCCAAAAUGCCCCUUAUGGCUCUUCCUACACCGUCGCCUGUCUCUCCACAUUUACCCGCAUCCCAACACCUACGAACUCAACCCCUACUCCCGAUCCCGCCCUAAUGAACACUAAGAACCUCCACUAAUCAGCUCUAAGCUGGAGUCCUGGACCUCCCACCAAACCCACAACUAUCGUCAACCCACCACCAAUUCUUCACUUCUCUCCCGAUUGCGGGCUUCAGCGCACAAGAAACCACUUUCAACUUGGUUUACACAAAGCAUGAGCUCAGCAGACUGCAAUGCUGCAACUGGAGACAGCGAGCUCCGCGAGAGACUGUUGCUGCGACUUGAUGUACCACAGCAAAGCAAAACAGACAAGUCUGCGAAGAAAAAUGUGCUUGAGCUAAAUGCUACAGAGGACCCCAAAGAGGAGAAAGAGAAGAAGACCUUUGGCAGAACUCCUGAUGGCGUCAUCUUCACUGUUCCUCAAACCCACGAUAUGGUGUCGCAGCUUCUGUCGCCUAGCGAACCCAAAAACAUCUCCGACAUCGUUGUCAUACUCGUACUCCUGAGCCUGGCUGUGACUUGCUACAUAUUACCAUCAGGCAUCCGCAUUCCUUACCAGGCUGCUGUCUUUCUGUUUUGGAGAGCAUGCUACAACGGUGGUAUUGGCUAUCUCCUUCAUAUUCAGUCUAACCACAGGCGCCUUACCGCAUGGGCGAAGAAGUCAGGCAUACUGGAGGAUCCUUCUACAGGGAAGAAUCCACACCCAGCCCUGUUCAAAGUCCUGAAGCGCGAAAUGGAGACCAAGAUACCAAAUGACUACAAGUUUGAGAACGCUCCUCUCGAAUACAAUACUUGGCUUCUGUUCAGGCGCGUGGUAGACCUGAUUCUCAUGUGCGACUUCACAUCGUACUGCCUGUUUGCAAUUGCAUGUGGUGGCACUCCUGCUGGUGAAGUUUGGUUCAUGACGAUAGCACGAUGGAUGACCGGUAUCGCACUCAUCAUGUUCAAUCUAUGGGUCAAGCUUGAUGCACACCGUGUUGUAAAGGACUACGCCUGGUAUUGGGGAGAUUUCUUCUAUCUCAUUGACCAGGAGCUUACUUUUGAUGGUGUUUUCGAGAUGGCUCCCCAUCCAAUGUAUUCAGUGGGAUAUGCCGGUUGGUAUGGUAUUUCUCUGCUCGCUGCAAGCUACAAGGUCCUGUUCAUCUCGCUUAUUGGCCAUGCCGCUCAAUUCGCCUUUCUCGCUUGGGUCGAGAGUCCUCACAUUGAGAAAACGUACAAUCCACCGCCCAAGAAGCGACCAUCUAUGUCAGUUCACGAGGACGAUCGUCCUCAGUCUCCACGAUUUGAUGAUGUAGGCCAUGUCAAUGGUUCUCCGCUUCUCGCAACAUCGUCCCAUCCGUCACCCGUUCACAACUUCAUUGGCUUGCAAAACAUUGAUUUGCAUAGAGUACCAGAUAUAUCUGUGCUGUUGUUCCAAUUCUACCUGUUCUCCUUCACCGCACUCACUCCGUCGACGACUGCAUGGCAGACAUUUUUCGUCAUUAAUGCUCUUGUAUGGAGAUUGUGGUACUCCAUUGGCAUAGGCUACAUUUUGGAUCGACAGUCAAAUAAGAAGAACUGGACGCGGCAUUUCAUCAAGUAUGGUGAAAGUACUGAAGAGGCAUGGCGACAAUGGAAAGGUGUGUAUCAUCUGAGCAUGACCUUGUGCUAUACGAGUUUUGUAGCCGCUGCAUGGAAAAUGUACACCCUACCACCGGACUGGGAGUAUGGCUGGGUGCUGCUCAGACACGUGAUCGGGUUUGCUCUUAUUGCCCUGCACCUCUGGACAAUCACCAGCAUCUAUGAGUCACUUGGAGAGUUUGGGUGGUUCUUUGGAGAUUUCUUCUUUGACUACCAGCCCAAGUUGACUUAUAGCGGCAUCUACCGGUUCCUCAAUAAUCCCGAACGAUUUCUGGGACUGGCCGGCGUUUGGGGCCUUGCAUGUAUCACUUGGAGCAGGACUAUCUUCUGUUUGGCACUAAUGAGCCACGUCCUGACACUCUCGUUCCUACAGCUGAUUGAGAAGCCUCAUAUGCAGAAAUUGUACGGGCAGACCUUACGCCAACAUUCAGGACUAACCAAGAGCAUCCAGCGAUCUCUACCGAAACCGAUUCGACAAUGGCAUGGUCAAGUAGAUCGCGUUUUAGGAGAGACCAUUGACUUUGUCGAGGAGUUUCUCGAUAGCGCUCGUCCAAAAUUGGCUUCCGGCGUCCAGACAAUCGUCAAAGACACCACUGCAAUCUUCAAGCAGUAUCCAGCUCGCAUCAGCAUCACACGUCUAGCACCCGAUAUCGCUGGCUAUAAUCCCAAGGACUACUCUAUCGAGAUUGAAGGCACCCCCUCGUCGCAUACAGCCGAAUUGGACAAGCGCAGUGGCCGCGAAGGUCCCAAAGCCCGCGAACCCGCUGUUCAAACCGGCGACUUCAAGACUCUCAUGUUCGAAUUUGGCACCCCAAUCAAAGUGAAAUGGACGGCCCCCCUCAACCACAGCAAGAAGGACUGGAUUGGCCUGUACAUGGUCGCCGAUAACGCUUCGCGCGAUGUCACCCGUGUUGGAUCUCAAGGACGCUGGAUCGCCACCAACAAAGGCGAGUUUGACUACAACUUCGCCGACGAAGGCAUCCUGGUCUCGGACAACCGUGUCAGCGGUGCAUCUCGCCAAGACGGUGAGACGGCUGAUUUCAUGUCUGGUCAGAUGGUCUUUGCAGGAGACAAACUGUGGUGGACAACCGGCGUCUUCGAGUUUCGAUACCACCACUCUGGCGCACAUAAUGUUAUGGCUAUAUCCCUCCCCUUUGAAAUUCGCAUCGCUCCCUUCGACGAGGACGAUGUAGAGGUAGAUUCCGACGGCCAGAUCCGCGGCGCCGUAGAGAAAUCCCUCCUCCCUGUCGUCCAAAAUUGCUUUGAUCGCGACCCGGGCAUUGCGCCGAGCACGGUCGAGGAGCCGUUUGGCAGUUUGAUCGAGCAUGACGGCAAGUUCAGCAAACGCGUCGUAUUCGCAGUGCGUCAGAUGUUUGGAAUCGAGUUUGCGCCCGAGGUCGUGCAGGCGGAUGGCUCGGUGCGCAAUCUGGCGUGGCGCGUAUGUAAUGCGAAGAAGGUUCUGGCGCCGUAUAGUAUGUCGUCGGAGAAGGGUAACACAACACCUAGUGCGGCGAAAUACUAAUCUGAUAUGUUACCCUGGAAUGGGAAGGAGUACAGUAACGGUGCUGGGAGGCUGCAGGCUGGAGUUGUGUGUGAAAUGAGUUUGGAGCGAUGCAAGCUGUCUGGGGUAGGGGCCACGAGGGGACGAGGAGACAUGGCGUCAGAACUGCAUUAUAUACGUAUAAUCGUUCCAUUUGCAUCAUCAUCAGAAAUAUACCAUAAAAAAUAUAGUAUACGUAACAUAUAAAUACGUAGAUAUGAAAUAUAAGAAGAUGAGAUGAAUGAUGAAUGAUGAAAUGACGGAUAAGUUGUGUGGUUCUUAUCAU
Messenger RNA from Pseudovirgaria hyperparasitica, 3544 nucleotides. RefSeq names its product phosphatidylethanolamine N-methyltransferase. Gene Ontology annotation, biological process: phosphatidylcholine biosynthetic process. Gene Ontology annotation, molecular function: phosphatidylethanolamine N-methyltransferase activity. Bases 313 to 3240 code for a protein of 975 amino acids. Lineage: Eukaryota; Fungi; Ascomycota; Dothideomycetes; Acrospermales; Acrospermaceae. The record is from RefSeq and is a predicted model, not a curated record. The transcript has 3 exons.